AGAGGGAUAUGAUGCCUCUCUCAUACUUUGGGGUUUUCCCACUGCACUGGACUUGAAUGAAUUCCCAUCAUUCUAAUCACAAGUUUAUUCUGACUACCUAGCCAAUCCAAACAAGACCCUAAAAGUUCCUUUUCAGGCUCUGGAGAAAUGCCAGCUCAAGGAUACCAUUAGCAGACUUCCACACCAGCUAGAUUCCUCAGUGAGUGAUGAGGGCGACAACUGGAGCAUGGGGCAACGCCAACUGUUCUGCCUCGGAAGAGUACUUCUGAAGAGGAACAGAAUCUUAGUUCUGGACGAGGCAACAGCUUCCAUAGACUCCGCUACAGAUUCCACUCUGCAGAAAAUCAUCAGAGAAGAAUUUUGCAAUUGCACAGUCAUCACUGUUGCUCAUCGUGUUCCCACUGUCAUAGACAGCGAUAUGGUCCUCCUCCUCUCUUUUGGGAAACUCGUCGAAUAUGAUGAGCCUUCAAAGCUGAUGGGAAUUAAUUCUUCAUUCUCGAAACUGGUUGCUGAAUAUUGGUCCAGCUGCAGAAGGAAUUCCAAGGAGGAGCUCAACCACUUGGGUACUAUUUAAGAUGGCAGAUUAUAAUAAUAUACCAAAAGACCAAAGAAAAAAUAAAACAUCUUGAUUUACUUUGGGGUACCAAUGAAAUCACUAUGUACUU
Molecule: messenger RNA, 665 nt
Organism: Cuscuta campestris
Lineage: Eukaryota; Viridiplantae; Streptophyta; Magnoliopsida; Solanales; Convolvulaceae
Source: the annotation of a GenBank genome assembly